UCACGUGACACCCGAGGCCAUGAGCACGUAAAUUUUUUGGUCCUGGUGAUUUUGGUUUUAUUGGAGUGUUUUUGAUACAAAGUGGGAUUCUAUUUUGGUUUACUGUGUGUCAAAUAGUGUUCUGUAUUGAUAUAUACUGGAAAAAAAGAGGAAUUUCAACUUGGGUUUGUUUGAAACAUGGAAACACGAAACAAAGGAAUAUCCAAAAAAAAUUCUGACAACAGUUCACCCAAAGCCAAGCAAACCGAACAUUCAGCAGAGCGUGACCAGGGUCCGUUAUGUGACAAACUAAAAACCAUAUCGGACCAGGCCAAGUGUAAUUAUACCGAAAUUACAACCUUGCGCUCCGAAAAUGCUCAACUUAAGCGUGAACUUGAUCUCCUGCGGUCGGUUGUGAUUAGAAUGGACAGAAAACUGUCACACAUCGAUGAUGACAUAACUGAUCUUCGCUCGAGAUCGAUGAAAGACAAUAUAUUGAUUCACAACUAUCCUUAUACCCAACAAGAGGACUUGGCCACAGCGAUACCCAAUGAUAUAAAGCAAUCACUGGGUGUCGAUGUUGAGUUUGUCCGCAUCCACAGGAACGGGGUCCGCCCACAGUUCAAUGACAAACCGGUCACAAUAACCGCUAAGUUGAAGGAUCGCAAUAAAAAGGAUGAGAUUCUCAACGCGCAGAGGCUAAAAAAAAUUGCAAAACAGCGUUUACCCUUCUUCAUCACUCCCCAACAGCCCGCACCCCUUACCUCCGCUAGAAAUAAACUUUUUGAUAAAGCGGAUUCAUUUCGCAAGCAGAACAUUAACGUUAAAGUUCAAAGAAACGAGAUAACAAUGCCAAACGGUACGAAAUACGAGGAAGAGGUACCCCUUAUUUCCAGUGCGGAUGCCUUGCAAAUUUCCUCUGAGGAAUAUCAGUCCUUGGACGACGUUGUGGUUGUCUCCACGGAACCGGUGCGGAAAGACGGGUCUGAAUUUAUGGCGGUUGGUGCUCAUAUUCAGUCCUCGGACGAGGCCCUGAAUAUCUACAAAAAAACAUCAAUAGACCCUUACGCUGCAAGUUGCGACAGCAGAAUCCUCGUAUACAGGUUUCGCGACCAAAGUGGAAAAACUAUCGAAAAUUACCACGACGAUCGGGAGCAUGGGGCAGGACGGAGAAUGCUAAGGUACCUCCAAGACAAUCGGAUCAACGACGUUGCAAUUGUUUUGACGCGAUGGAUGGGGCGCUCGCACAUUGGCCCAGCCCGUUUUUCCAUCAUGGAAAACUUGGUUUGUGACCUUGUUAACAACCUAGAUGAUCCAAGUGACGCCGGAAAAUAA
Magallana angulata is the source of this 1314-nucleotide messenger RNA. RefSeq lists its product as uncharacterized. Gene Ontology annotation, cellular component: cytoplasm. Lineage: Eukaryota; Metazoa; Mollusca; Bivalvia; Ostreida; Ostreidae. Gene Ontology annotation, biological process: regulation of translational initiation. The record is from RefSeq and is a predicted model, not a curated record. Bases 178 to 1314 code for a protein of 378 amino acids. The transcript has a single exon.